AUGAAGGAACUCUUACACAUUCAUAAGCCUAUCAUGCUGGACAGUACCAACUUUGGUCACUGGAAAGUGAGGAUGCAACACAUCAUCAGAGGAGUUGAUGAAGAUGCUUGGAUGUCUGUAGAAGAUGGUUGGAGUGCUCGUACCGUUGUCUUGGAAGGUAAGUCUGUUGGUCAAAAGCCUAAAGACCAGUGGACUGAUGGUGAGAAGAAAGCGUCUAAGUUCAACUCUAAAGCUCUAACUAUCAUAUUCUCGCCAGUAGAUGUUAAGCAGUUCAAGAUCAUACAAGGAUGUGAAUCUGCCAAGCAAGCGUGGGAUACGCUCAUAAAUCACUUUGAAGGAAAUACCAGUGUGAGAAGGACACGCCUUGAUCACCUAGCCUCCAAGUUUGAGAACCUGAGAAUGAGUGAUGAUGAGCCGAUUGAUGGAUUCAUAUGCAAGAUCAGUGAAUUGGCAAGUGAAGCGUCUGUUCUUGGCAAGAAGUAUGAAGAAAAGGAUUUGGUGAAGAAGCUGCUAAGGUACUUACCACCACGGUUUGAAGCUUAUAAAGCUGUUCUCACACUUGCUGUUGACACAGAUGAGAUGAAGUUUGAUCAACUCUCAGGCAUUCUGAAGGUGCAUGAUCUUGAGAAAACCGACCGACAAUCUACUAACCAGAAGAGCAUUGCCUUCACAGCUGAGUCUAAGGAUGAUGGUCGAGUCACUAAGAUUGAAGAGAAUCUGAUUUUAAUGGCUCGAAACUUCAACAAGUUUGUCAAGCGUAUGGAGAAAGGUUACGGCCACUUCAGAAGCGAGUGUCCCCUUGCUAAGAGAAAAGAGCAAAAAUGUAUUGAGUGUAAAGGCAUUGGGCAUACACGCAGUGAGUGUCCUAGCUUUCUCAAGAAAGAGAAGUCUCUCAUGCGCUUCAGUGACACUGAAUCUGAAAGCGACAGUGACGAAGGUGAGCUGCACCUAAACUUCAUGACUCUAAUUGGCCAAGAAAGUGGAAAAGAUUCUAAUGCUUACAGCGAGGAUGAUGAUGAUCUUGAGCAAAAUCUUGAAACUGAGUACAAGACUCUAUUUGACAAGUUCUCUGAUCUCAGUCAUGAGAAUCUCGAGCUUCUCAAGGAGAAAGCAAUGCUGAAAGCUCAGAUUAACAUACUGGAACUUGAUCAGCCUUCCACCAAGACAAAAGCUUACUCAAUUGACCGAGAGUCGGAUCAAGAAGUUCUUGCACUUAAGAGAGCAAUGACAGAGCAGGAACGAGUUCGUAAGGAAGCUGAAGAACACGUACAAACGUUGAGCGAUCUCUUAGCCGUAGAGACUGAUCGAAGUACGCUACUCGAAAGUCAACUAACUGAAAAUCACAAGAAGGUUCGCAUGCUCUCAGCUGGACACAACGCUAGGUUAUGUUACUUUCGAAGACGUCAGUAUGAGAGAGCAUGGAGGUUGAACUUGUGUUUCACCAAACCAACUGCUUACGGUUGCGUGUGGAUAGCCAAACGUGAUCUAUAUCCGAACUACAAAGAGAACACUCACUCUGAACUAAACACCGUUUCUGUUAACUCACACACUGAAGCAGAACAUGAUCUUGUUUGCAACUUUGUACGAAUACAAGUACACACAGAGAUCGUUAGUAAUGUUGCUUAUACCUCUGCUGAAGAAGCAUCACAAUCUCAACUUCCCUGGUAUUUUGAUAGUGGGUGCUCAAAGCAUAUGACUGGAAAUGAAGACUAUCUUGAGAAACUCGAAUUCAUCAGAGGUGGAAAAGUUACUUUUGGAGAUGGAGGACAAGGCAAAAUUCGUGCAAUUGGAAUAACCUCCAGACCUGAUGUGCCUAAACUCUCAAACGUUUACUUUGUUGAGGGUCUCAAGGCGAAUCUGAUCAGUGUGAGUCAACUAUGUGAUGAUGGAUUAGAGGUUAUCUUUAACAGCAAGGAAUGUCGCGCCGUUGAUGCAAGAAACAAUGUGGUGCUGAGAGGUAUUCGUUCAGGGAACAACUGCUAUCUUUGGAGACCUUCAAACGUGUGUUUUACGGCUACUGAAUCCAAACUUGAUCUCUGGCACAAGAAACUGGGUCACAUGAACACCAAUGGGCUUAGCAGACUCGUGAAUGCUGAAGUAGUAAGAGGUGUCCCUGAUUUGGAGAAACAGACAGAGAUAGUAUGUGGAGCAUGCUGCCAAGGAAAGUACACUUGGGUGGACUUCUUACGCAACAAGUCUGAUGCUCUUGAGAGUUUCAGAAUCCUGGCUCUUCAGCUCAAACAGGAUAAGGGAGGAAUCAUUCAGAUUAAGAGCGAUCAUGGGGGUGAGUUUCAGAAUGAGCAGUUUGAUAAGUUCUGUCACAGUCAAGGUAUCCGUCAUCAGUAUGCCGCUCCGAGAACUCCUUAA
This is a messenger RNA of Brassica oleracea var. oleracea, 2367 nucleotides long. RefSeq lists its product as uncharacterized. Gene Ontology annotation, biological process: DNA integration. Gene Ontology annotation, molecular function: nucleic acid binding. The transcript has 4 exons. Bases 1 to 2367 code for a protein of 788 amino acids. The record is from RefSeq and is a predicted model, not a curated record. Lineage: Eukaryota; Viridiplantae; Streptophyta; Magnoliopsida; Brassicales; Brassicaceae.